AUGACGCACAAUCAAUACGUCCCUCUAGAGGAUGAAUCGGAGAAAGGAGAGAGUGAUUCUUUUGUACCACACGAGACAGUCAAACCGAGACCUUUGAACAGAGUCCUUGGCAUUAUAUCUUCUUGGUUCUGGGUUGUCUCAACUUUGUCUUUCGCCAUACUAUCAUUGAUUCUUACAGUUCAAUUGAGAAGCUCCCAUAAGGUAUUUGGGACCUAUGAGAGUGGUUUCAGAACAGAGAUAGAUUCUCUACAAUCACAGAUUGAAUUGCAUGAGGCCUCAUUUAGCGGAGGCUUGAAAUUGGACGAGAAUAGGACUUUGUAUCACGAUAUCGAUUCCACUAAACCACAAUACUCGGGCUGGCCAUCAGAGGAGCUGGAUGCCAAUUGGAAUCAACUAUUGUCCUCUCUAGAUCUAGACUUGGGUGAGGAUGAGGCUCAAGAUGUGAAAUAUGGGACUGGGAGAAAUCCACACACUGGAAUGUAUAGGAUCAGCCUGGAUGUGUAUCACUCUCUCCAUUGUCUAGACACGGUCCGGCGGGGUCUUGAUCCACAUUACUAUCAUCCAGAUAUGAAACUUCCCUAUACUUAUCGAAUGCAUAUCGAUCACUGCAUAGAUUAUUUGCGCCAGGGCAUAACAUGCAACUCAGAUUUGACGCCAUUGGCAUAUCUCUGGGAGGACGACCAAGACGGGUUUUUCCCUCUAUUUGGUAUGACACGCACUUGCCGCAAUUUCGAGAAAAUACAGGACUGGACAAGGAAACGUAUCCCAAAUGAUGAGGAACAUCAGUCUUGGGUUGCUGAAUGGGGCUCGUAA
This is a messenger RNA of Venustampulla echinocandica, 813 nucleotides long. RefSeq lists its product as uncharacterized. The transcript has 5 exons. NCBI's taxonomy places the organism in Eukaryota, Fungi, Ascomycota, Leotiomycetes, Helotiales, Pleuroascaceae. Bases 1 to 813 code for a protein of 270 amino acids. The record is from RefSeq and is a predicted model, not a curated record. Gene Ontology annotation, biological process: mycotoxin biosynthetic process.